AUGUCCACUCUCAAGCGGAAGGCCGGCGCCGAGGCCGGUGCGGAGGCGAAGAAGGCCAAGCAGGGCAGCAUCAUGUCCUUCUUCGGCGGCCCCAAGCCAUCAUCCACAUCCGCCACCGGUGCGGCAGCACCCGAGCCUACGCCUGCCAAAUUCGACAAGGCAAAAUGGGCAGCCUCCAUCACUCCCGAACAGCGAGGGCUGCUCAAGCUUGAGAUUGACACCCUGCAUGAGAGCUGGUUUGCCCUGCUCAAGGAGGAACUCCUCACCAAGGAGUUCCUCGAGCUCAAGAAGUUCCUCAAACGCGAGGCGGCCGCCGGGAAGACGGUGUUCCCCCCGCAAGAGGACAUCUACAGCUGGUCGCGCCACACCCCCUUCUCCACCGUCAAAGUCGUCAUCCUCGGCCAAGACCCGUACCACAACCACAACCAAGCGCACGGCCUCGCCUUCUCCGUGCGCCCCCCCACCCCGGCGCCUCCCUCCCUCAAAAACAUGUACAUCGCGCUCAAGAACGACUACGCCGCCUUCACGCCGCCGCCCAACAAAGCCGGCCUGCUGACGCCCUGGGCCGAGCGCGGCGUGCUGAUGCUCAACACCUGCCUGACGGUGCGCGCCCACGAGGCCAACAGCCACUCCAACCGCGGCUGGGAGCGCUUCACCCAGCGCGUCAUCGACCUUGUGGCCGCGCGCCGUGCCAGAGGGGUGGUGUUUAUGGCGUGGGGCACGCCCGCGGGCAAGCGCGUGCUGAAAGUCGAUCAGAAGAGGCAUCUGGUGCUGAAGAGCGUGCAUCCGUCGCCGUUGUCGGCCGCGAGGGGGUAUUUUACGUGCGGGCAUUUCAAGGAGGCGAAUGAGUGGUUGGCGGAGAGGUAUGGUGUGAGUGGGAGGGUGGAUUGGUCGUUGGUGGAGGGCGCGAGUGUGUUUGAGGGGGAGGGGGAGAAGGUGGUGGAGAAGAAGGAGGAGGAGGCGGAGGGAGGGAAGGGGAAGGUCGAGGGGGAGGUGGUGGAGGAGGGUGUGGUGAAGAAGGUUGAGGCGGUGGCUACUACGGCUGCUGCUGCUGCUGCUGCUGCUGGUGUUGGGGGAGAUGCCGAGAACAAGGAGAACGGGGAGAAGACAGUGGUAGAGACGAAGGGGGUGGUCAAGGGCGAGGAUGGGGACGAGAAUGCUGCGCCUGAGGUUGAGGCUUGA
Molecule: messenger RNA, 1182 nt
Organism: Chaetomium globosum CBS 148.51
Lineage: Eukaryota; Fungi; Ascomycota; Sordariomycetes; Sordariales; Chaetomiaceae
Exons: 2
Coding region: 1-1182 (393 amino acids)
Biological process (GO): base-excision repair, AP site formation via deaminated base removal; base-excision repair
Cellular component (GO): nucleus; mitochondrion
Molecular function (GO): uracil DNA N-glycosylase activity
Source: RefSeq, a predicted model, not a curated record